UACAACCAACUUGUGUGACGUACUCGCGGAUCGCAGGAUUUCAAGUUGUGAUUUAAUUCUUCGAACCCGCUGCAAGGAAAAGUCCCCGCACCGCCCGAAAAAGCGGUCCACCCCGUUUCUUAACUAGUAAAGUGUGUCGCGCGCAAUUCCCCGCUUCCGGUAGCAUCGUAGAAAGCGUGAAACUCGGCACGGUUUGCAGGUCAAACGCAGGUCAACAUGUUUACAGUAAACACACAUCAGCACCAAUUGCUCUUUCAUCUGUCGCAAAUCGGUCCACGGCACAGUAAUAUUGCACUGAAGAAGCACCACGCCAGCAGACAAACUCCGCAGCAGCAGCAUCAACAGGGGAAGGAAGCUUCCUACCUGGCCCAGAACCAUGAUUCGAGUAGGUUGAAGCGCUCGCUGGUCCAGUUUUACUGCGACAGCUUCCAGCGAUCGGUGGAACAGCCCCAGCAGCAGCCACAGUCCCAGUUGUACGAGCUGAAACUGCCCCGCCGGAUCGAGCGGAACCUGCUGAAGCACUUUAGCAAUGUCCACGUUAUGGCCAGCGUCCGGGAGGAUGUCCCGUGGAGUAUUAGCUUGACGCCGAAGGCACGCCGGGGACGGACGGUGUCCGGUGGCGAGGAGACGGUCUUCUUCAACGCAGCGAUGGUGAAUAAGAUUGUGCGGAGUUUGUUGGCGCAACCUGGGGGAGGGUUGGCCUACGUGCAACAGCGUGGCUUUAAAACGGUCCGGUCGGUUAGCGCCGAGAUGAAGCGGAAUCCGGGACUGUUUACGCGGGUCAAGGAUUCACUGGCGGCUCCAGCGCCGAAAAUCUCCCACAAGUACGAACCGGUUCCGUUCAACGCGCAAACCAUAAGCCCCCAGCAGUACAACGAACCGCUGAACAAGCUGCUCAGCGAGGUCAACGACCCGACCAUGGCGGACGAGCAGAAGCAGCGGCUGAAGAUCGCGUUUGCCGAGGGUUACCUCACCGCGACCCAUCCGGACCACGAGCGCCGCUCGGGCAAAGCCAUGCGCUACCUGAAGGUGCUCCAGCAGCUGCUGAUCAUCGUCGUGUUUAUCGGAAUCUUCAUCAGCCUGUUUGUGUCCACGAACGGGUCCGUCUUCAGUAGAAUACAAAUCGGCAACCAGGUCGAGGUCGAUCCGGAGGACAUCUCCGUCACGUUCGAGGACGUCAAGGGCUGCGACGAGGCGAAACAGGAACUCAAGGAGGUCGUCGAGUUCCUCAAGAAUCCGGACAAGUUCAGCAACCUGGGUGGCAAGCUCCCGAAGGGAGUGCUGCUGGUGGGACCGCCCGGAACCGGUAAAACACUGCUUGCGCGAGCCGUCGCUGGCGAAGCCGGCGUUCCGUUCUUCCACGCGGCCGGUCCGGAGUUCGACGAGGUCCUCGUUGGACAGGGCGCACGGCGCGUGCGGGAUUUGUUCAAAGCGGCCAAGGAGCGCGCCCCGUGCGUAAUCUUCAUCGACGAGAUCGACUCGGUCGGCGCCAAACGGACCAACUCGGUGCUCCACCCGUACGCGAACCAAACCAUCAACCAGCUGCUGUCGGAGAUGGACGGCUUCCAGCAGAACGAGGGCGUCAUCGUGCUCGGGGCCACCAACCGGCGGGACGAUCUGGACCAGGCGCUGCUCCGUCCGGGGCGGUUCGACGUGGAGGUGGUGGUGCCGACGCCGGACUUUACCGGCCGCAAGGAAAUCCUGACGCACUACCUGAGCAAGGUGCUGAGCAAGGACAUCAACAUCGAUCAGCUGGCGCGGGGUACGACCGGGUUUACCGGGGCGGACAUCGAGAAUAUGGUGAACCAGGCGGCGUUGAGAGCGGCCAUCGACGGCGCCGAAACGGUGGGCAUGAAGCACCUGGAGAACGCCCGCGACAAGGUACUUAUGGGCCCGGAGCGCAAGUCCCGCCUGCCGGACGAGGAGGCGAACAAGAUCACGGCGUACCACGAGGGUGGCCACGCGAUCGUCGCCUACUACACCAAGGAAUCCCAUCCGCUGCACAAGGUUACAAUCAUGCCACGUGGGCCGUCCCUCGGCCACACCGCUUACAUCCCGGAGAAGGAGCGGUACCACGUCACCAAGCAACAGCUGCUGGCCAUGAUGGACACGAUGAUGGGUGGGCGGGCGGCCGAGGAGUUGAUCUUUGGCGCCGAUAAGAUCACUUCCGGUGCCAGCAGUGACCUGAAGCAGGCGACGUCGAUCGCGUCGCACAUGGUUCGCGAGUGGGGCAUGUCCGAGCGGGUCGGUCUGCGUACGAUCGAGUCUUCGAAGAGCUUUGGCGCCCCGACGGAGGUCCUGUCGGCGUCGACGGUCGAAGCCGUCGAUCUGGAGAUCAAGAAGAUCAUGAACGACAGCUACGAACGCGCCAAGAGCAUCCUGAAGCAGCACGCCAAGGAGCACAAAGCGCUGGCCGAGGCACUGCUCAAGUACGAAACGCUGGACGCCGAAGACAUCAAGGCGAUCCUCGGCGGUGAAAAGUUGCCCGUUGAAGAUCACUAAGUGUGUGUGUGUGGCAACCUGCGUCGACCCAAACUACUUAGGAGUAUGCAGCAUAUAAAUAUUAUAUUAUAUUUAAUCAACGCCUCAACCUUCCUUACCCUCUUUUAACACACUGAAAACCUCCUCCCCUCUUUAUUUCAAUUUAGGCUUAGCUGGUAAAACCUAGGAAGAACACAAAAACACACUAACAAACGUUGAAGUAGAAAAUGUCCCAAGAAACAAAAUCAUGUGACACAUUUGCCCGGCCCGCAAGUGGCCAACACAGCAGUGCAAGCAAGUUAUAUAUUCCAAAAUAAAGGGCAUGCAAAAAUGCGCGCGCUAUCGUUAAA
Messenger RNA from Culex pipiens pallens (northern house mosquito), 2831 nucleotides. It is a transcript of the gene YME1L, whose product is annotated as ATP-dependent zinc metalloprotease YME1L. Gene Ontology annotation, biological process: mitochondrion organization; protein quality control for misfolded or incompletely synthesized proteins. Gene Ontology annotation, cellular component: mitochondrial inner membrane. Bases 217 to 2502 code for a protein of 761 amino acids. The transcript has 8 exons. The record is from RefSeq and is a predicted model, not a curated record. Gene Ontology annotation, molecular function: ATP binding; metalloendopeptidase activity; ATP hydrolysis activity. Lineage: Eukaryota; Metazoa; Arthropoda; Insecta; Diptera; Culicidae.